Molecule: messenger RNA, 2067 nt
Organism: Momordica charantia (bitter melon)
Lineage: Eukaryota; Viridiplantae; Streptophyta; Magnoliopsida; Cucurbitales; Cucurbitaceae
Gene: EDA39
Product: calmodulin-binding family protein
Source: RefSeq, a predicted model, not a curated record
CUUUUCUGUCCAAUAUUAUUAUUUAAUCCACUAUUUCAUUAUAAUAAACAAGUAAUCAACUUGGGAUAAUUUACCUUUUUCCAAAGCCAACGUCGUCCAGAUUAGAUUAAUGCAUGACAAUUUCUGGCUGUUCUUUUUUCGACUGCGAUCUCCAGUUUGACAACGACUGUUGGCCCAGAAAAUGAAAGCGCCAUUAAAUUAACAUACCAACAUGUCCAUUACAAAACGAUAAAUUCCUGUAGAAGUGCCUCCUUCUUCUUCCAUUCCAGCACAAAGACACAACAGAACAACGUUCUUGGUCUUGAUUUCAAUUUCAGAUUUGCAGAGCUGAGAGAUGAAUGUCCAGAAAUCUAGCUUGAAAACGGAAGAAGGAGAUGGUAGCAGAAUCAGAGCAGAAAACCCACCAAAAUUUCAGAAUCUGCAACUAAAUCAAGUGUCUGAUUCCUUCAAUAAUAUGGCCGUUGACUCGAAAGACUUCUCCUCAUCAGAGAGGAAAGUUCGACGGCCAGAAAAUCUGAGAAAACCCAGAAUUUUACUUCCCAAACCGGUCGUUAUUUCUUCCACUAGGCCGGUGAGUGAGCUUGAUUCUGCAGCAACUAAGCUACAAAAGGUCUACAAGAGCUACCGUACCAGAAGGAACUUGGCAGAUUGUGCAGUUGUGGUUGAGGAACUAUGGUGGAAAGCUUUAGACUUUGCAGCUCUCAAGGUGAGCUCUGUGUCAUUUUUCGAUGUCGAAAAGACGGAAACAGCUGCAUCGCGUUGGUCCCGGGCGAGGACAAGAGCUGCUAAGGUUGGAAAAGGUUUGUCAAAGGAUGAGAAUGCUCAAAAACUAGCUCUGCAACACUGGCUUGAAGCAAUCGAUCCCCGCCACCGCUAUGGACACAACUUGCAUUUUUACUAUGAUGUUUGGUUUGACAGCAAAAGCACUCAACCUUUUUUCUACUGGUUGGAUAUUGGUGACGGGAAGAGGGUAAAUCUUGAGAAGUGCCCUAGAUCAGUUCUGUACAAGCAAUGCAUCAAGUACCUUGGACCAAAAGAAAGGGAGGAAUAUCAGGUGAUUGUGGAGGAUGGGAAGCUUAUUUACAGGCAAAGCAAAAUGCCCAUCAACACAGUUGAAGAUUCCAAGUGCAUUUUUGUACUCAGCACGUCAAGAGAGUUGUAUGUAGGGCAGAAGAAGAAAGGUCGUUUUCAGCACUCCAGCUUCCUGUCUGGAGGGGCCAUCACAGCUGCUGGAAGAUUGGUUGCCAUCAAUGGAGUUCUCAAGGCUAUAUGGCCAUACAGUGGUCAUUACCUCCCAACAGAGAACAAUUUUAAGGAGUUCAUAAGUUUUCUUGAAGAACAUGCAGUGGACAUGACCAAUGUCAAGAGGUGUUCCAUAGAUGACGACAGUUACUCAUAUAAAGAUGCGAGCGAAGAAACUCCAUCUACGACAUCUUCAGACGACACGAUUGCAGACGAUGUUGAAUUGGCAGUACCCAUCAAGUUGGUGACCACUAAUGAGCAGCAAGAGAACCCGAGUAGCAGCGAAGAAGCACCAUUGAUAGACAUACCAAAGCGCCUGCUGUGCAGAUGGAGCAGUGGAGUUGGUCCAAGAAUAGGGUGUGUGAAGGAGUACCCAGCAGAGUUGCAAGCACGGGCAUUGGAGCAAGUUAACUUGUCACCGAGACCCACAGCGGGUCUCUUCGGCAGCUCUGUUCCGAUACCUUCACCACGACCCAGCCCGAAGAUCAGGAUGUCCCCCAGGCUCUCAUAUAUGGGAAUCCCUAGUCCAAGGGUGCCUGUGACAGCUGCUAUAUAGAAGGGUUUAGACUCCUGCCCUCUGGGGCCCCUAACACUCUGAUUUGGGUCGCAUUUACAUGUAAAUUUAACUCACCCCUUGUCCUUUCUACCUGUGGUCCUGAAAUGAUUCCAAAAGUAUAGAUCUUGCUUAGCUGAAUCAUUGACUUUCUUUAAUGAAAUAAAGAGCAGAUAUUUUCUUGUACCAAUUCCCCAAAAAUAUGAAAAACUCUAUUUAUAGUUCAUACAUAGCCGAUGAAAUAAACAUCAGAUCCUUUCUUCUUCUUGUCA